Molecule: messenger RNA, 6834 nt
Organism: Gallus gallus (chicken)
Lineage: Eukaryota; Metazoa; Chordata; Aves; Galliformes; Phasianidae
Gene: GCNT7
Product: glucosaminyl (N-acetyl) transferase family member 7
Exons: 5
Coding region: 1812-3110 (432 amino acids)
Cellular component (GO): membrane
Molecular function (GO): acetylglucosaminyltransferase activity
Source: RefSeq, a predicted model, not a curated record
AUUCUCAUCACCCAGCACUCUGCUAGCAGCACUGGGGUUAAAGCCUCCGAGGUAAACCACAACUAUUUAUAAUCAUCAGCAGUGGAUGUUCUGGAAGUCUGAUUUCAGGCCCUUCAAAGACCGUCUCUGAAGAGUGGCACCAGAAAUCUGGAGAAGCUCAAAUUCCCUCUUAUUAUCGUGAAGCAGAGGACGUUUCUUCUGAAGCUGAACAGCACUGCUGCAGAAUAAAUAUGUUAAGCAUCGCAGGAAACCAAGUCAUGUUAAUGUUUAACCCCUUUCAAUUAUACGAAAUUUCCACACAAGCAACAGAAUGAAGAACACUGACUGAAUGCUGCUGAAUGACAACGGGACUCUAUUUGUUUCUAUUAUGCUGCCUUCUCCUGGCUGACCCUGGACAAGAUUGAAGAGGACUCAAGUCUACUUCCACAAGUGAAGUUUUUUUUUAAACAUAAAUGGCUGAAAGACGAUCAAGCUUGUUUACACAGUACAUUUAUCCCUUGGGAGCAGCUGAGAAAAAAAAAAAAGUACUCCCCUGGGCUGUGAUUUUCUCAUGUUUUUCUUGGGCCUAUGCAUUCAGUGCAGACCGAAGAGCACCGCUGACAGAACACAGAAGCAAAAUGGAUGAAUCCUCCACCUAACACGAAUCCAUUUUCCAGAAUGCUCAGUGGAAAAGAGGCAUUCAUUCAGCAUGAAAUUCAGAGCAUACCGGUAAGGACAAUAAAAUAAGUACAUUUCUUCCUGAUAACCUAGCAGAUCUUAAGAUAUUACAGAACCAGAAUCACAGAAUUAAUUACUACUAUACAGUAUCUGUUCUCUUGGUACAAAUCCUGUAUUUUUAAUGCUUUUUAAAUUCUUAGUCUCUUUUUUACUUUAACUGCAACAGCCUCUUUACUUCCAAGCUUCUAAAGCAGGUGCUUGUUCUCCAUUCUUAUAUAACAAAUAUGUUAGGAUGCAAAGUAUGGGAUACUUACAAGUUAAAUUACAAAAUUUGUUAAAAACAAAUUCACUAAAUAAGGUCCAAGAGAAGAUGAAUUAUCUUUAAAAUAUAAAUGAAGUAUUUCUUGACUAUUAAGCUUAAUGACAGCUGAUGAUCAUUCCUCUGCUCCAGGGAAAUUUUCUCUAGGAAAGGGAUAUAGACCUCACACAGGAGCUGGAGGACUCAGGACUGCUGCACUUCUGAUGUUUCAGGAAGAAAGGUGUAUGCAGGGAAAAAAAAAAAUCACAGUGGAAAAAUUAGGUGCUUUCCAAAGCACUAAUACAAAGGUGUCAAGAGAAGGGGGAAAAAGAAAGUUCCAAAUGAGUUAGAAACACUUGCUGACUUUAUGAGGAUAAAGAAUGGUGCAUAUUGUGGAUUGUAUUUUAGUGUUCCCCUUUUGGUUAUUUAAUAAAUUUGUUGCUGACCUAAUUUACUGAAUCCUGGUCCUCCAAGGCAGAACAUCACGUUGCCAGACCUCAAGCAAAUCCCAGCAACGAGUGCCCCUUAGCUGCAGUGCUCACACACCUCCCCAGCUCUGAGGGCUGAACCCCAACCAAUCUGCACUGGGCUUGCCUACUGGAAAUCACAUUGCCACAAAGUACAAUUAACUUCUAUAUUAUUGGCCCUCCCCCCACCACUCUCAGGUAAUUAGUGUACAAAGCCAGUUGGGGUUCUUUGGCUAAUUUUUCUUUGUCAUAGGAAGAGCAACUCAGGGUCUGUAAGUACUGCAUCCAGUGCACUGCAGCAUGAGCAUGGGCACACAAACAGUCCUUCCUAGUAUAACCUGCAUGCCUAAUUAAACUAUGAUCAGAAGACAGUAUCUGGAUAAUAGAAGAUGAACCCACUCGAUGUAACAAAAUCAGGAUUUCUGCUGUGCAUUGCUGUCUGUAUGUUCAUCUACACUUUCAUCUACCUGAAGGACACACUUUCUGCAGAGCCGGACGAACAGAAAUGUAGUACAAAUAGAGCAGAGUGUGGAUUUUACCCAGAUGAACUUUGUUCAGCUCUUUUUGUGGGGAAAACCGCCGCUCUUAAAAUUGGAAGCAUUUGUCAGAACACCAACAGACCUGCAGCUCUCAGCUGUGUUCAGACCCCCUGCAACUGUUCCGUGGUUUUGAAGGCUCUGCACUUUAUAACGAGACCACUGUCAGCUGAAGAAGGAAAUUUCUCACUGGCAUACAUUAUCACAAUUCACAAGGAGCUGGAAAUGUUUGUAAAGCUGCUAAGAGCUAUUUACAUGCCUCAGAAUAUUUACUGCAUACACGUUGACGAGAAAUCACCAACAGAUUAUAAAGCUGCUGUACAGAACAUUGUAAAUUGCUUUGAAAAUAUUUUUAUUUCCUCAAAAAGGGAAAACGUUGUUUAUGCAGGAUUUUCAAGGCUACAAGCUGAUAUUAACUGCAUGAGAGAUCUGGUUCAUUCCAAAAUCCAGUGGAAUUAUGUUAUUAAUCUAUGUGGCCAAGAUUAUCCUAUUAAAACAAACAAAGACAUUAUAAAAUACAUCAAAAGUAAAUGGAAUGGUAAAAAUAUGACUCCUGGGGUAGUCCAACCACUUCACAUGAAACACAGGACACAGGUUAGUUACAGAGAAUACGUGCAUUCUGGAAUGUCGUAUGUGUAUCCAACAAAGAAUGCAAAAACUAAACCUCCAUACAACUUGACGAUAUAUUUUGGUAGUGCCUACUACAUAUUAACUAAAGAAUUUGUAGAGUUUACACUGACUGAUGUACGUGCAAAAGACUUGCUUGAAUGGUCAAGAGACACAUACAGUCCGGAUGAACACUACUGGGUCACACUGAACCGUCUGCAUGAUGCUCCAGGUGCUACACCAAACGCAGAAUGGGAAGGAAACAUACGAGCCAUUAAAUGGAAAGAUCAAGAAGGAACCGUACACAAAGGCUGCAAAGGUCAUUACAUCAGAGACAUUUGUGUCUAUGGACUAGGGGAUUUACAGUGGAUUAUUGAAUCACCUCACUUGUUUGCCAACAAAUUUGAGCCUGCAACGUAUCCACUCGUGACGGACUGCCUCGAGAGACGCCACAGGCUCAAAGUGCUGCACCAGGCAGAGGUCCCAAUUGAAGAUGAUUGGCGUUUUCAGAAAGAUAACUCUUUCAACAUGAAGCUGAACGUUUGAGGUUAACUGAAAUGUAAACGUACACCCAAAAUACUGAGAACCCAUCAAUGUUUUCAUCCACAGACUUCAUUCACCUGGUAUACUGUGCUCACCCCCAUGCUGUAAUGCUGUACUACUGUUUCACCAGUGAAAUAAGCAGUUAGUGUUGCUCACUACAGUAAAAGAAAAAGCAAUGACUGCUAAAGGAUUAAUUCCUAGAGAAAAUGAUGUCUGUAACAAGGGGGAAGUUCAUAAUCUUCUAAGUGACUCAUUUAACUGAAAAAUACACAUUCCCCAUGUCUGUAAAAAAAGAGCUGAAAAAAAGAGGACUAAGUGGUAUAAAAGUAACAAAAUGGAAGUAAUGACUGAACAAAGGUAAAAUGUGAAUACCACAAGUUAAUUAAAGUCGUGUCUGCUGUAUGCUUUAUAACACAGAUAGCUCUGAGUAACAAACUUGCCACUAAAUCUGCAGAGCUUGCAGAGAAGCAGGUGACAGCCAGUUUCAGACACAGCCCAUUUCACUGUUAUUCAUGGCCAGCUGCAUCUCUAAUUUCAUUGUGUAGCAUGGCAACACCACUGGUGCACUAUUCAUGCUUUGCUCUUACUAAAAAGGGUAUCUGUAUCAGUAACAGUAGUAGGUGUCCUGCAAAGCGUGUUUACUUUAAGUCCUUGUUUUUGAUCCUCUGCAGGAGCUUAGGGCAAGGAGACAUGGGAAACGGGAUGCCAGGGAACAAAGGAAAACAGAGUGAAAGCUGUUUUUCAAUCCCCACAGCUUCCCUGAAUCUUGACAACUGGAGAUAACACCCAGAAACAUUCAGGAUAAGGAUCUCAUUUCCCAGAUCCUUUGCAAGUAACAGCAGUUGGCCUGCACUAAAGAAGUGGCUUUUCACAUUCAACCGAAGUCAAACCAGGGAACAGUAAUAUAAAGUGAAUGAGGAUGCAGCCCUUUUCCAGGUGGGAGCUGCUCCUUCCCCUCCUCAAGGGCUCUUAAAUGAAUCCUUUCAAUUGUGCCACGGAAGAGACUGGAGACGGAUGGGGAGACAGAGUAGAGUUGGUGGUGAAUUCCUCAGUUCUUCCUCCUUUAAAAGGUUUUUAUUUUUUGCAAAAAUGCAGCCAAAAAUUUAAUUCCAUUAAGUUCAAACAAGCUUCAAUUUUUCAUAUUAACUCUGAUAGGAGUGAGUAAAAAAUAUCCUGCUACUUAUAAGCUCACUUGAUUAGAAACUACAAAUUGUAAAGAAAUAUCUAUGAGCAAUUUAGAUGUAAACUUCAAUAUGCACCCCAAAUAGCACUCAUUUUGCAGGAAAACUGCCUUAAAGAUCAAGUAUUAAAAAAAGAAAAAAAACAAACAAAACCAAAAAUGAAUCAACAAAUGACCCACAGCAGAACAAACAGAUUUCCUGGAACUGUAGUGCUUGCUUUCCCACACAAGUUUCCUGGAAACAAUGUUUGUCAAAUGAACUUUAACCUAAAGAAGGACCAUCUUGUCCCUGCUCAUUUACAGAAAUUUACAAACUCAACCCAAAGGCCAGGACUCAGCCUCAUGUAAAGCUCACAGCCUACCCCGUGGCUGACUAUUGCUGAAGAUGUUCCUUUAUGGAUAGAAGGAAAAAACCAAGUCACUCAGCAUGUUCAGUCAGGCAAGCUGAACAUCUCUCUCACUGUUGGGUCUCUGCAUGUAUUAGAGGGAACAAAAUGCAUAAUAACUCCUCUCCAGACCACACGCAAUCCACUGCAAGGUAAUCCCAGCAUUUCUCUACUCCAUGCCAGUUUUAAAAGCACAAGUGUAACAUUCCUCAUUGCUGUCUCUGUAGGAAAAGCAGUACCUAGCUUUCACCAUCCAUCACUGCCAUGCAGAACAAUUGUGUUUCACCUCUGAAUUGAAUGAGGAGGUGAAAUUCGAUAGGCACUGCUUUCAGAUUGGCUCAGCUUGCAGGAACUGAUCAGACUGGGGGAAAAAAAAAGUACAAGCUCUCUUCUUGAAAACUAAAAUGAAAACUUAACAAAUGUCAGCUGAAGAAAGCUACUGGUGAGCAAACCUCCUUCCCUAAAGGAUUUUAUAUUUUAAAUCACAAAACUAUACACAUACAAAGGCCCUGAUUAACCCACCCUUUCUUAAUCAUUAAGAAACAUUAUUUUAGCCAUCACUGGGUAAUCAUAACAUCAUUAAUUUCUUAUAGUGGUGCUUUUGGUUUUCUCCUUCUAUCAACAGUUAAAAAAAAUCAAGUAAUAGAACUGUGUAAGCUGAAAGCAUUUACUAUGCAUUACAAAGCCAUUCACAAUCGUGCUCAAUCUACUCUCACACAGUAACACACGCACAACUCUGGGCCAUCAACUGAUGUUUACUGACUUUUGGUAACUGUUGCUCUAAGCACGAAGUGGCAAUGUGACCGUGGUCGAAGGAGACACUGGGCUCUGUAACACACUGCACACACAUUAACACAUAUCUGAAAGAUGUAUGCGCAAUUUCGAUUUCAAAAACCCUGAGGAACAAGUUCAAUAGCUCUAUAUCUAAGUUAAACAUUUCAUUAAGUGCUUUAUAUGGCACAGACUUUACUAGUUAAGAUACUAUUUCUGGUAUGUGUUAAAGCCUGUUAAAUGUGGAAAUGCUUCCAAAACAAACUCUAAAGAGAAGCAAGAGACUACAUUUGAAACAUCUGGUUAAAAAAUAGGUUUGUACAAUGGUCAUAAGCAAGGAGCGAAUUAGACAAAGUACAAGGAAUAUUAUAACAAUUCAUCUGUGCUUCUCACUGCCUCCCGGCCCCUCUGUGCAGCAGGUUUCAUAAACCUCAGAAGCUGGACAUCCCUUCUGAUUAUGCCAGAACCAUGGCAUUUUCAGCACAGAGUGAUAACAAAGCACCUGUACAAUUCCACCCUUUACUUCAAUCAUUCAGUUACAUUACUGGCAGCAAUGUGCAGUCUUAAUGACAGGAAUCUGUACAGAGUAAGCAGUAUCAGAGCAGCUCCAUCACAAAUAUAACAGAAAGCCUGUUCCGAACAUGGUAAAACAGGUGUUUGGGGGCCCCAUUGUAUGCUGCCAAUCCUCUUCCCUCCUCAGGUUGCCCUACUACCUGCCACAUGUUCACUGAUUCCCUUAACAGGGCAUCUGGAACAGUUGUUUCAUCUCAUCUGUAUAAUCUCUGUUUUACACAGAUUGAUCAGAAGUCUGGAAGUUUCAGCACAAAUUCAACAAUCGUUACUCUGCCUCCAAAUUGAAUGUCACAGAUUAGCACUGACAGCCUUGUUCAAGACAUCUUCAAAUAGGAGAAGUGAUUAGGAAGAGUAUGGGUUGUUCUUUUAAUUUAAUUUUAGUAGUCUGAUGGAGAAUCGAAACACACAGUAAGUGAAAAGUUCUGGCUUUAAAGGGCAGAUUUUAACCUGACAUUUUUUAUGUCACAUACAGCCCUUCCUGAAGGGCAUCAGGCAGGAAGCAGGACAGAGCAGAAAGCUGCUGAGCCAGGGCUUCAUGCUGCACAGUACUCAUCAGCAUCAAAUGCCUUUAUCACGAAGCAAAAUUGCUGCUCUUCCUUCCUCUUAACAGUCAUAUCCUGUAUAUUUCAGCACCCAUCUUCCCACUGCUAUUUACAACCUUCUCCCUUUGCUCUACAAAACUUUGAAAAAAUGCCUUAGAAAAAAAUGCAUGUCUGUGUAAAAACAUACUAUAAGUAAAACUACUUCAUGUAAAGCUCCUAUUGGGGAAUUAUUUUUAUUUUCAAGAGCACUCAGAUUAAAAGACUGCUUCAUCUUC